AUGCUUUCCGAAGCAGACCGCCAUACCCUUGUAAUUUCUAUGGAAACACUUUUACUGGAUUUUGAACCGGAGGAAGCCUGUUCGUACAUGAAGGCCAAAAGUGUUUUCAGCGAAGAUCACGUGGAUAGUGUUCAAAAAAUGGAGGAAGGUGCUUCUAGGACAAAUAAAUUUUUCCACCUCUAUGAACAAGAAGCAAUGGAUUUAAAGCCGCUUCUUCACUUCCUAAAUGAAAAUAAACAGUAUCACUUGGCCAGCUUAAUUGAAAGAAAUCGUACAAUUAAGCCUGGAGAGCAACCAUCACUCUCAAAUAAUUGCCUGGCGAUGCGCCUGUUUCGAUCUGGUAUUCCUAGCCGCUGUAAGAACCAUGUUACAAGGGAUAAGCUGCUGUCUUCUUUGCAUGAGUCGUUUGUUAAGCUGGCCGGUGAAGAUCAAUUUUGGUUGGUAAUUCAUGGAAUGGCAGGGUCUGGUAAAUCGUGUCUUGCUGCUGAUAUCUUUAUUACAUAUCCGGAAUUGCUCAGCAGGUAUGAAAGAGUUAUUUGGCUCACAGGUGACACAUAUGAAACAGUUGAUGCGUUACCUUUCUUUUUCUCUCAUUUCCUCACAGUACUUGGAAGUACUUCUGCGUUAACUGGACAAGAAAGAUCCGCGGAACUCCUUAAUCAGGCUCGUUUAGCGUUAUUGGAAAACCCAAAUAUACUGGUUGUUUUGGACAACGUUGUUUUUGAAGAGUGCGUACGGUGGUUUGAUGAGCUGCAGUGUCGUAUUCUUGUUACAAGCCGUAAUGCCGAUAUUUUUCAAGCAGCCAAAGGAAAAGUGGUGCCGUUUCCUAUGUCUCCAAGUGGAUUCACUCUAGCAGAGCUAUCCAGUUUUGUAUCUUCCGCUUGUUUUUCCUCCGGAGUUCUUCAAUUUAAAGAAGACUUUUGCAAACAACUUUAUUUUCACACAAAAGGUCUUCCAGCUAUAGUUAACAUAAUAACGGUUCUGUCAAGAAACGACCCCGACAGGAUGGAGUGGUUAUGCUCUAAGUUAGAAACAGCACCAUUGAGUACACUUGACUGUAUUACAUGCUACCGAUAUCCUAAUUUGGAGUUUGCUCUUCGUCACUCGUUUAAUUUGUUAUCAAGCGGCCAUAAGGAUGUUUUGUGCAACUUAGGAGCUUUUCCUGCGGGUGUUUGGAUCCCACUCCAGGUAAUUAAUUUGAUUGCCCCAGUUGAUGUCCCUGGAUCGAAAGACAGUGUUUAUGAAACACAGCAAAUGUUAGAAAAGCUUGCACAGAGGUCUAUGAUUGAGGAGCGAAAAGUGAUGAAUGAGAGCGGUACUUCGUACGAGUAUCAACUACAUCCAAUAGUUGCGAACUUUCUUUUGCGUUCUACCCACAGUCCUUAUUUGGCUUCUGUCGUUACACUCAAUUGUUUAAUUGUUUCUAUUGAAUUUAGAGUUUUGAAGCCGUUCCUGCCGACGUUUGACACUGGAUGUCUAAUUACUCGCAACUCAGUGCACAGAAAGCAGCAUUACGCAGAGGUGGGUGAUGCGGAAUUAGAAUGGAAGAAGGAACUGGAGGGACAGUUUGUGAUUGGGACAUGCGCUUUGAGCUGUCUGGAAAUUAGCUACGAAAUGAAGCUGGGCUUGAAAAUUGUAUGCGGAUGUAUUUCUGGACCCUUCAGAUUUCCAGCCGCAAAUCUGCUAAUUGUUAGUUACAGAACGAAAACAUUCGUAGGAUGA
Enterobius vermicularis (human pinworm) is the source of this 1722-nucleotide messenger RNA. NCBI's taxonomy places the organism in Eukaryota, Metazoa, Nematoda, Chromadorea, Rhabditida, Oxyuridae. The record is from the annotation of a GenBank genome assembly.